Molecule: messenger RNA, 498 nt
Organism: Wickerhamiella sorbophila
Lineage: Eukaryota; Fungi; Ascomycota; Dipodascomycetes; Dipodascales; Trichomonascaceae
Product: Mitochondrial import receptor subunit TOM20
Exons: 1
Coding region: 1-498 (165 amino acids)
Biological process (GO): protein import into mitochondrial matrix; tRNA import into mitochondrion; protein targeting
Cellular component (GO): mitochondrial outer membrane; mitochondrial outer membrane translocase complex
Molecular function (GO): transmembrane protein transporter activity
Source: RefSeq, a predicted model, not a curated record
AUGCCAUCUACUUUGAGUAUAAUUACCUCGGUUUUCACAGUUGGUACGCUGUCGUAUUUGAUCUACUUCGACUACCAGCGCCGCCACUCACCCGAAUUCCGCCGCCAGCUGCGAGAGCGUUCCACGGUCUACGAGAAGGAGCAGGAGCGCGCCGCCGCCGAGAUCAAAAACCAGCAACGCUCUCGCCUCGAGUCUCUCAUCGAGGCUUCUCUCACAAACGACCCCCUGCCCACCGGUUUGCAGGCCCGUGAACAGUUCUUCAUUCAGGAGGUCGCUCGUGCCGACGAGCUCCUGGCCACUGGCCCGGACGGUUACAUGGAGGCUUCCCUUGCUUUCUACCGCGCUCUGUAUGUUUAUCCUCGCCCUGCUGAGCUUCUGGGUGUCUACGAGACCACCGUCAAGCCCCCGGCCGUCCUCGAGCUCGUCCGCGCAAUGGUUGUCGUCCGCCCUCCCGCGGCCAUCGCUCAAAUUGUUCACGACACCGCUUCUGUCGAGUAA